AUGAUCUCACCCAACUUGACACUUGGGUCACACCAGUUCACUGCUCCAAAUGGAAUCACCUUCAACUACCUAAUCCGUGGUCAGGGUCCUCUGGUUAUUUUUCAGAGUGUCGGAUGGGGACCGUCAAUGCAUAUGUACACGAACAGCAUGAAGGAACUAGAAGAGGGCUUCACGGUGCUAUACUUUGAGGGGCGUGGAAGUGGGGGCAGCUCUCGUCCAUCAGCUGAUGAAAUGAGCACAAGGGUCAUGGGUUCAGACUUGGAUUCGCUACGCAUUCACCUAGGACAGGAGAAGCUGCGACUCCUCGGCCACUCUAACGGUGGUGCUAUCGUCCUAGCAUACGCCGAGGACUUUCCGGAUAAAGUUGAGAAGCUCGUGCUGAUCAAUCACGAGCUGCAAGGUUUCAGCUCUGAUAACUCCGCAACCUAUGCCGCUGCUCGUCAGGAUCAUCCUGUGUACGGACCGGCAUUGAAGAAUAUCUACAAGUUGAUGCAGCAGCCUCCCUCAACCGAUGAUGAGUUUGCUGAGGUAUUACACUCAGUUCUUCCUUACUAUAUGCACGACACAAACAAGACCUCUUUGCUAGCUGAUGCGCUGCAAGGAGGAUCUCUCUCAGUAUGGAACUUUGUGAACCAGCAGAGAUGCGACAGGGAUUUGAAAUUCUCCGCCGUUGAAGGGUUAUCGAAGGUUCAGGCCCAGACACUUGUCAUAAAUGGAAGGGAUGAUGGAGUAUGUUCAGAAGCUGCCGCUCGGAAAGUUGCCGACGAACUUGGCUCCAAGGCGGAAUUGGUACUUAUCGAGGAGGCUGGGCAUGUACCUUGGCUGGAAAAGCCGAUUGAAUUCUUUUCUUCUGUCAAAAAGUUUCUGAGUUCCUAA
Penicillium cataractarum is the source of this 876-nucleotide messenger RNA. RefSeq names its product alpha/beta fold hydrolase. The coding region runs from base 1 to 876 and encodes 291 amino acids. The record is from RefSeq and is a predicted model, not a curated record. The transcript has a single exon. Lineage: Eukaryota; Fungi; Ascomycota; Eurotiomycetes; Eurotiales; Aspergillaceae.